Messenger RNA from Spea bombifrons (plains spadefoot toad), 1500 nucleotides. It is a transcript of the gene C13H20orf96, whose product is annotated as chromosome 13 C20orf96 homolog. Lineage: Eukaryota; Metazoa; Chordata; Amphibia; Anura; Pelobatidae. The transcript is spliced from 9 exons. The record is from RefSeq and is a predicted model, not a curated record. The coding region runs from base 197 to 1321 and encodes 374 amino acids.
GACCAAGCAACACUGAAUGGAGACAUACUGUCACAGAGCUUUAACCAGAGAGACCCAAGACACUGGAGACAGAGAGCUACCCCCCAGGGACAUCGACACCCAGAUACCCCCAGAGAUACACUAAGAAAUGACAGAUACCAAUGAGAUGGGCAGACAGUCGAGUGCAGCCCUGUGACGUGGCGGAGGACCUUGGCCAAUGGAUUCCAGCAGGAGGCAGCGAUGCACAGAGAUGGCCGGCAGCGUCGCCUCCUCCCAGAAGCUGACCCGGUUUCCAUGCUCCCAGAACUGCAGACGUCACCGUAGGUGGGAAAGAACCACAGAGACCGGACCCAAAGCCACAGGUAGGAAGGAGGAGUGGGGCGGCCGGCGCUCAUAUGGACUCGUUACAAAAACCCCUUGUGCUUUUACAUUACCAGCUGCGCUUCUCGCUGACUCCAACGUCUCCGGUAGGGCUACAGGACCGGAGUCAGGACCAAGCCGCAGCCAAAGGAACCCAAACCGGAAAAAGGAGGCACGCAGCCCCUCAAAUCACAGCCACCCCGUAAAGCGAGAUACCAGCCACCUGCCCCCCCUGAAUACUCUCUGCAGGCGGUUCGAGGCAGCGAAUGCUGUUGUCCUGAAGAAGAUAUUGGAGACGGAGGAGACGGCCAUGGGGAAGGCCAGCCGACAGCUGCAGCAAUAUAACAAGGCCGGGAGCAAUGUCCUAGCGGUGCAGUCGUGGGGAGACCGGCAACUGAGAGAUGCUCUACAGGACCUGGAGGAGACCAGAGAGAGGGGGGAGCAGCGUUUGCAGGCGCUGAAGGGAGAGCUCGUGGCCUGCAAUGCAAAGCUGAGAGACGCUCAGACAAGACUGCAGGAGCUGCAAGACUACAGAGACAGUGGGCACUUGGUGGCGGCACGGCAGAUAGCGGACCUCCGGAGAGAGCUCCAGCUCCUAUUAGACACCCACCAGGCGCAAGCUGCUGAUGUGGAUGUUUUAACUCGAGCGGAGAUGCAGAAUUUAUUAGAAAAGCAUAGGAAACUGUUGGAGAGCAAGCUCCAGAGUAUAGUACAGCAUCAGAUGGAUUUGCUGCCUCCGUCCAUUAGACGAAUGAGCCUGGAGAACCAUCAGAUGAAGCAAGACAUUGCCAUUCACCAGCAGGUGAUCUGUGAGCUCCAGGAGGAAGUUUCUUGUUUACAGGAGACUAGAAAGACCCUCCUGAAAUCGAAGCAACAGAAGGUCGAGAAACUGUGCAGAGACCUUCUACUCCAUGCGCCCCGCUGUUCUCCUGAGGAAGACGUGGCCCUCAACAUCCCACGGAAUGAGGAAAUUCUCAUCUAAUGGCUCAAGAGUCCCUGCGUCAGACAUACAGACCCCGGUGACGUUUUGCUCCUGUGCCAUACCUCACAGUUUAUUCCGCACAGACCCCCCCUACACUUAUCUCUCGGCGUCUCCUUUGCCAAAUAAAAGAAGGAACUGUAGACGGUGCCAUCUUUGUUCAAUACGCGUGACUCCUGAGC